AUGUUGACUCGCACAUUCUUUGCCAUUUUGGCGAUCGCGUCGACGACCGUCUCAGCCGCGGUCGUUCCUCCCAAGCUCGGCCCAUACGAGAGCUGGGUUCCGACGAGCUCAGGCCGCGUUGGAGCUCAGUCCACGGGUUCGGAACCAUUCAUGAAGCCGGCAGUCCCUCCCAAGAACGCCCAUCAGCUUAUCGACGAUUUUACCGAUCCCGUGCUCGGAAAAAAUGUGUCAUAUGGUCCUGACCCGGUCAAAUCGAAAGGUAAACGCUGUUGCGCGGGCAGGAUAAUUCCUUUGAGCUCAUGCCCGUGGAUUGACCUCGCGAUCAACCUCCCCAGCUUGCCCCAAGUACACGGAUCAAACCAUCACCGUCACCGUCUAUGUUCGAUUCUACUACUACGCCGCUACAGCUGCUGAACUGCAGGGCAAAACUCCGGGUAAGCCUCAAGAGUUUUGGAGGAUGAGGUCCCCUCAGUGGACUUUCCGCCGGAGCGCUGCAGCGACGGAAAAGCCGGAUGAUCAUGGACGAAGCCCGAAACUAAUCCCUUCCUCACCACGGCAUCAAGGUUUCUAUGGCUACCACUCUCAGGCUGAUGCUAAAGCCGCGGUAGGUACUGUUCGUACUUUCCCCGCCUCUGUACCCCACUGACUCCUAUGUCUCAUUUGCAGGUGGCCCGCAUCACCUCGUACUACGCCAAGUGGAACCCGAGGAUCAAAUUCGUCUUGGCGACAGGCAACACCCAGACCACUGCUGGCGUAUGGUACUGGCGUUUCCCCACUGCGGCAUCGUACAUGAACCAAGUCGUGGGCAAGCCGGAUGGACAGGCUGAAAUCGCCAUCGCCAAUGAAUGCCGUGGUCCCCUCGCGAAGCGGCCGGCCACUCAGAACAAGCAGCUAUGGAUCUACAGCGUCAAUUACAUCAAUGGAGGGACACCAGCUUUCUCUUACCGCCCGACUUCGACGUCCCCUUUCACUCAAGAUGGUAUCUGGGUGAGUCUGACUGAAACGCCGAGUCGGAGAAAGAGCGCUCAGUCGCUUCUUUGUUAACACUGGCCAGAUCCGUACCGAGUAUUUCGAGCAAUCUCCGAGCUACCCCAACUUCUACACUCCGACCACGUUGUCCCACGAGGUAUGCGAACACUCUCUGCACAGGUUUGGAGAUGCUGGUCGUCGAACUGACUCUUUGCGGGGUCGUCGUUUGUUCACUGAAAUCAGGCUGGGCACUGGCUCGGUCUUUACCACACCUUCGAAGGAGGUUGCGCGGGCAAGAAUGACGGCACCGAUGGAGACAUGUGCCGAUGUAAGCUCCCUCCUUCACUCCUCAACUUAGGUUGCAUGAUUGCGACGGAUCUGACGCCUAUUUCCUUUGUGCUUCUUCAAAGUGACCCCCAAAUGGCCGACGUCGAACGCCCCAAUCAGCUGCCCUUACUAUGGCUCCUCCUUUGCCUCCCAGAAGAAUCCCUGCAACCCCUCGGCCCCCGCUGCCGAAAUCGAAACCGGCGUCACCAACAUCAUGAGCUACUCGUACACUCUCUGCCGCAAUCGCUUUACUUCUGACCAGAUGGGGCUCACCUGGCGUACGGCGGUCAAUCUCAGAAAGUUCGUCCCUGUCUGUGGUGCUCCAGCUUGA
Microbotryum saponariae is the source of this 1627-nucleotide messenger RNA. The record is from the annotation of a GenBank genome assembly. Lineage: Eukaryota; Fungi; Basidiomycota; Microbotryomycetes; Microbotryales; Microbotryaceae.